Myodes glareolus (Bank vole) is the source of this 1307-nucleotide messenger RNA. The record is from RefSeq and is a predicted model, not a curated record. Lineage: Eukaryota; Metazoa; Chordata; Mammalia; Rodentia; Cricetidae.
GAGCCAGAUGAUGGGAACUUGUCCCACUGUUCCUCCUCGCUACAGCAUUCUUGACUACUGUUAUGUCAAGGAUACAGGCCUGGGUUGGUUUCUGUGAUGCGUGAGACUUACAAAACCCUAGGUUAUAGCAUGAAUACUUGGCUCCUGUAUAUUUCCCCAGGUCCUUCUUUAUCAAGAUCCAUCAGAAUGUGUUUGAAGACCCCACCCAAACUCCUGGAGCUGGCAGUGAAAAGUCUCCUGAAGAAUGAGGACUUUGUUAUUUCAGUACAGCAGAAGAUGCCCACGGAGUUCUUUCCAUCCCUGUUCAAGAAGGCUUUCAAUAGCAGAUGCAUGAAGAUACUGACCGCAUUGGUUCACCUCAGAAGGUCGAAGCUUCAAGUGCUGGACCUAAGGGAUGAGUGCAAUCACUUCUGGGAUGUAUGGCCUGGACUAGAAGGUUUAGACUGCUCAAAAGGAAUGCUGAGUAAGGAGCAAAAAGGCAAAGGCCUUCCUAGAUAUGCCCUGGGGCAACCCUUGAAAGUAGUGACUGAUUUUGUCCUAAAAGAUGAACUGGAUGAGCAACAAGCAUACUUGCUGCAGUGGGCUCAGCAGCAAAAAAGGUCUGUGAAGCUCUACUGUAAGAAGAUGAUAGUCUAUAAAACUCCUGUGCAGCUUAUCAAGGCCAUCUUGAAAACCUUCCCACCAGACUCUGGAGGAACUUGUUUUAUCCAGAAACUGGAGUCUGGCCACACUGAAUCCAUGAAGUGCCCCAUGGAGUCUCUUUCCAUCCAACGCGGCAGGUUGUCUGAGCCAGACCUGGAACAUUUGUUUUUGUGGCCAAGGCUUUAUCAGCUGAAACAUCUGAAGCUAUGUAGUCUAUCAUUACUCCACUUAAGUCCUACACAUCUCCAAUUUCUCCUUGAGAAGGUAGCAGACAGUCUGCAGAUUCUGGAGUUAAAGAACUGCUUGAUCAGAGAUUCUCAACUUAAUGCCCUGCUGCCUGCCCUGAGCAAGUGCUCCAAGCUCAAUCAGGUCAAUUUUCUCGACAGUAACAUCUCUACAUCUUUUCUGAAGGACCUUCUGCAUUGCAUGGCCAAUCUAAGCACGCUGACUGACUAGUUCUACCCUGCUCCAUUGGAGUGCUAUGAUCAAGUGGGUCAUAUCCUCAUGGACAAAUUUGCCAAUCUGUGUCCUGAUCACCUGAACUCAGGUCCAAAAGACAUCCCAAGAAAGGCUCAUUUGGUACAAAAUUCUGCCAUAAAUGUUUCCGGCGCUGUGUCUAUGACCUGAGGACUGGACUUUGUCCUUGUCAUAAAAGGUGUAGGAUG